AUGAAAGAUAUAUUGACAAGGAAGAGAGCCUUUAAUAAGGUAGAGACUGUAGCUUUUACAGAGGAAUAUAGAGCUUCGUUGCAAAAUAAAUCUCCACCAAAAUUAAAGGAUCCUGGUAGUUUUUCUAUACCUUGUCAUAUUGGAAAUGUCUUCAUUGAUAAAGCAUUAUGUGAUUUGGGUGCUAUUGUUAGUGUAAUGCCAUCGUUUGUGUGUUCAAGGCUUAAUAUGGGUGAUUUAAAAGUUACUAACAUUACUUUGCAAAUGGCAGACCGUUAUGUUAAAUACCCCUUAGACAUGGCUGAGGAUACACAAAUUCCAAUAAUAUUAGGUAGACCUUUCCUCCACACUACAGGAGCUAUUAUUGAUGUCAAAAAUGGAAAACUCACUCUCUCUGUUGGGGAUGAUAAUAUUACAUUUAAUUUAGGGAGGGUCCUUGCAAGGGAUCCUUUGGAGGAAGUGCUUUGUGGUGAUUUUACUGCAGGUGAUGUUGGUAUUUGGAGCAGUGAGGUUGAUGCUAUUGAGAAAGCUCUCGCACUUGAACAACUUGACCCUAAGGAGAGCAAGAAGGUAGUAAAAUUAGUUCAGGAAUCGAAACAUGCAGAGGUUAAGAAACCUGAACUAAAACCUCUCCCUUCUCAUUUGAAAUAUGCAUUUUUAGAUGAACAGGAAUUACACCCCAUGAUCAUUAGUACUGCACUUGAUGACCCCUAA
Chenopodium quinoa (quinoa) is the source of this 711-nucleotide messenger RNA. RefSeq lists its product as uncharacterized. The record is from RefSeq and is a predicted model, not a curated record. Lineage: Eukaryota; Viridiplantae; Streptophyta; Magnoliopsida; Caryophyllales; Amaranthaceae. The coding region runs from base 1 to 711 and encodes 236 amino acids. The transcript has 3 exons.